AUGAAACAAAGUUUCCGACAUCACACCCAUACGACCCAUCUCUCCAUCCCCACCAACCGACGACAGAUCCCCCAGCAGCUCGCUCUCGGUCCAUCAUGGCGUCCCGACAGACUCAGUUCAACCAGCAGGUGCUCAUCGACACCACUCCUCUCCCCGACUCGAUCCCCCGUCAAGGAGAUUGGUGCCACGUCCGCCCCGCUGCUCUCGGCCGCUUUCUUCAUCGGCGCCCGGUGCCGCGAUUACAACGAUGAUUACAUGCAGUGCAAGACCGAAGCGAACGGCCGUGGCGAGCUCGAGUGCAUGAAGGAGGGAAGGAGGGUCACAAGAUGUGCCGCCAGCGUUCUCAAGGACAUCAACACACAUUGCUUGAACGAGUUCCGAAGGCAUUGGAUGUGCCUCGAGGAGGGUAACCAGCAGCUUUGGCAGUGCCGCCCCGAGGAGUGGAAGCUGAACAAGUGUGUUUUCGAGAACCUCAAACUCGAAAAGGUCGUCCCCGAUCAGCCCAAGAACUCCACACCCGUCCACCUCAGGACGAGGCAAGUCCUCGCCGAUUUCCCCAUCCUCAAGGGUCAGGGCCAGCCCUUCGUGGCGCCCCAGGCCGAUUCCAAGGAUGCGUGA
Messenger RNA from Parascedosporium putredinis, 618 nucleotides. The record is from the annotation of a GenBank genome assembly. NCBI's taxonomy places the organism in Eukaryota, Fungi, Ascomycota, Sordariomycetes, Microascales, Microascaceae.